AUGGAACCAACAGAAGCUGGUGAUGAAAUCGAUUGGGAUACGAUCCAUGACUGGACAUACAGAUUAUUGUGUAGUAUUCAUUCAGCACAGGAGAUUAAAAAGUCUAUAGAGAUUCUUUUCGAGAAAUUUAUACAAUCAAACUCUGAGGUUUCGGUUUAUACAUGUUUUCAAAAGGAGUGUUUUACUUUUAUGGAUCUUAGUGCUUCAAGAAGGUAUUCUGUUAUGCAAUUUGUUCUCUUGUUAGACCUAGAUUUUAUAUGUGAACGUAUUUUAGCUUUAUUGUCAAGUAAUAACUUGAAGUUGAUCAAUUGGUCCCACAUACUUCAACUUAUAUCUGUUAUGAUAUGUGUUAAAGGAGGUGUAUCCACUAUUAAGUUUAUUAUUCGUCAACUUCUACUCUCCUUAUUCAAUCCGUCGAUGAAAUUGGAUAGUCCAGAGACUGAGAAGUUAGAAUUGAAUUAUAUACAUUUGUUGGAUGAUGUAUUCAAUGAAGAUGAAAAUGAAGGCGAUAAUAAUAAUAAUAAUAAUAAUAAUAAUAAUAAUAAAGAUGCUAAAGAACAAGAUAAACAAAUUUUGACUGCAGCCUUACUAUUUGCUCGUCAAUUAUGCUGUGAAGAUAGUCGAUUGACAGGAAUUAACUAUAGUCAAUGGUGGAGUGAAACAUUUUGUACUCCGUUACAAUUCUCAUUAACAAAUACUACACUUUUAGAUAAUAAUUAUUCACUGUAUUGUAUACUUUCAUCACGAUCUACUGUAUUUUAUUUUUGUGAUCUAUUGAUUGAAUUAUUACCAUUUGAGACAGAUGCAAAAUUUCUUCAAAUACAAUUGAAUACAAAGCUUAAUUGGUUUAAUAAUGUAAAGAAAUUGACUAACUCUAAUCGAAUGAGAACUAAUGUAGGAAGAGGGGAGUAUCAUCAGUUAAGAAAUACUGGAUUAUCUCUUCCACAUAUUGUUGAUGAUGAUGUUGAUCAAAUUCUGAUGCCCAUAGAUCUGGAUCCAAUAAAUACAACUGAUGAUAUUGAUUAUGUAGAAGCUUGUAUGAAUCGAUGGAAUGACUAUUGUGAUAUUGCUCGAGGGCGAUUGGCUGAAUUGAGAGAGCAUUGUAGUUCAACGAGAAUUGUGCUAACGGACAAAAAGACUUCAGUUUGUUUACGUGAUUCACCUACUCCAGGCUGGAAUGAUAUUCUCAGUUGGUUGCACGAGAUUUUGGCACAGCGUUCAGUAGUAGAUAAAGAUGUUAAUCAAGUGUCUAGUUGUCGUUUACCUUCAGAGUGGAAUGAAGUCAAUCUAUUUCGCCCUCGUUGGCUUCGAUGUACACUGAUUCCAGCUCUAAUACAUGCACCUGAGAUAGAAGAUUUGUCCAGAGAAUUAAAAGAUGCUCGAGAACAACUCUUACAUGCAAUACGUACAGCAGGAUUAUCACAUCUAUUGGAUAAUUCACAGGAUAUCUCUAAAUUUGAUACAAUGAAACAAAUUACUUCAAAGAAACGAUUCAAUGUUUCUACAAACAACUCUUCAUUAUGUAAACAGCCUAAAGUUUCAUCCAAUAAAUUAUCAUCUAAUAAACGAUUGAAAUGCCAUGGUAACCGUCAAACUGUUAACCGUCUUGUAAAGAAGAAGGGUCAAUAA
Molecule: messenger RNA, 1629 nt
Organism: Heterobilharzia americana
Lineage: Eukaryota; Metazoa; Platyhelminthes; Trematoda; Strigeidida; Schistosomatidae
Source: the annotation of a GenBank genome assembly